AUGCCUGCGCUCGGCUCCCAGAGGCGGCUGCUGGGUUCCCUUAACUGCACACCCCCAGCCACCCUCCCCCUCACACUGGCCCCCAAUCGGACAGGGCCCCAGUGCCUGGAGGUGUCCAUCCCCGACGGGCUCUUUCUCAGCCUGGGGCUGGUGAGUCUUGUGGAGAAUGUGCUGGUGGUGGCCGCCAUCGCCAAGAACCGCAACCUGCACUCCCCCAUGUACUACUUCAUCUGCUGCCUGGCCAUGUCCGACCUGCUGGUGAGCGUCAGCAACGUGCUGGAGACGGCAGUCAUGCUGCUGCUGGAGGCUGGUGUCCUGGCCACCCGGGCGGCCGUGGUACAGCAGCUGGACAAUGUCAUUGACGUGCUCAUCUGCAGCUCCAUGGUGUCCAGCCUCUGCUUCCUGGGUGCCAUCGCUGUGGACCGCUACAUCUCCAUCUUCUACGCCCUGCGGUACCACAGUGUCGUGACACUGCCCCGGGCGUGGAGAAUCAUUGCAGCCAUCUGGGUGGCCAGCAUCCUCACCAGCGUGCUCUCCAUCACCUACUACAACCACACGGUCGUCCUGCUGUGCCUCGUUGGCUUCUUCAUAGCCAUGCUGGCCCUGAUGGCUGUCCUCUAUGUCCACAUGCUGGCCCGGGCCUGCCAGCAUGCCCGGGGCAUCGCCCGGCUCCAGAAGAGGCAGCGCCCCAUUCAUCAGGGCUUUGGCCUCAAGGGCGCUGCCACCCUCACCAUCCUGCUGGGCGUCUUCUUCCUCUGCUGGGGCCCCUUCUUCCUGCACCUCUCGCUCAUCGUCCUCUGCCCCCAGCACCCCACCUGUGGCUGCAUCUUCAAGAACUUCAACCUCUUCCUGGCCCUCAUCAUUUGCAACGCCAUUGUGGACCCCCUCAUCUAUGCCUUCCGCAGCCAGGAGCUCCGGAAGACGCUCCAAGAGGUGCUGCAGUGCUCCUGGGUGGCCCAGAGGCUGGGGUCUGCUCUUAAGUUCCGUCCUGCUGGGAGAAGGGUCAGUGCCCCGCCAGCCCUGGGAGAUCGGAGGGAGGCGGCGCCGCCGCAGCGCGCGGACGAGCGGGGAUGCGCGGCACGGAUGCUUGCUGCAGCCGGUGCCGCAGUCUUCGGCGGCGCCCGGGGAUUGGCCGCGCGCGAUGACGCCGGGCCGGGCGAGGCGGGCGGGGCCCCGCCUAUAAGAGCGGGCGGCGGGGGCGGCAGAGCCUCCGCAGCCAGCUGCAGCCGGUCCUCUCGCGUCUCGCAGCCGCCCGCCAUAGCACCGAGCAUGAGGGAGAUCGUGCACAUCCAGGCCGGCCAGUGCGGCAACCAGAUCGGGGCCAAGUUCUGGGAGGUCAUCAGCGAUGAACACGGGAUAGACCCCAGUGGCAAUUAUGUGGGCGACUCAGACCUGCAGCUGGAGCGCAUCAGUGUCUACUACAAUGAGGCUUCUUCACACAAAUAUGUGCCUCGAGCCAUCCUGGUGGACCUCGAGCCUGGAACCAUGGACAGCGUCCGGUCUGGGGCCUUUGGGCACCUCUUCAGGCCUGACAACUUCAUCUUUGGUCAGAGUGGGGCUGGCAACAACUGGGCCAAGGGCCAUUACACGGAGGGCGCCGAGCUGGUGGACUCGGUCCUGGAUGUGGUGCGGAAGGAGUGCGAGAACUGCGACUGCCUGCAGGGCUUCCAGCUGACCCACUCCCUGGGUGGUGGCACAGGCUCGGGCAUGGGCACACUGCUCAUCAGCAAGGUCCGCGAGGAAUACCCUGACCGCAUCAUGAACACCUUUAGCGUGGUGCCCUCACCCAAGGUGUCAGACACGGUGGUGGAGCCCUACAACGCCACGCUGUCCAUCCACCAGCUGGUGGAGAACACAGACGAGACCUACUGCAUCGACAAUGAGGCGCUGUAUGACAUCUGCUUCCGCACCCUCAAGCUGGCCACGCCCACCUAUGGGGACCUCAACCACCUGGUGUCAGCCACCAUGAGUGGGGUCACCACCUCCCUGCGCUUCCCAGGCCAGCUCAACGCCGACCUGCGCAAGCUGGCCGUGAACAUGGUGCCCUUCCCGCGCCUGCACUUCUUCAUGCCCGGCUUCGCCCCGCUCACUGCCCGCGGCAGCCAGCAGUACCGGGCGCUGACUGUCCCCGAGCUCACCCAGCAGAUGUUCGAUGCCAAGAACAUGAUGGCAGCCUGUGACCCGCGUCACGGCCGCUACCUCACUGUGGCUACCGUCUUCCGAGGCCGCAUGUCCAUGAAGGAAGUGGACGAACAGAUGCUGGCCAUCCAGAGCAAGAACAGCAGCUACUUCGUGGAGUGGAUCCCCAACAACGUGAAGGUGGCUGUGUGUGACAUCCCACCCCGCGGGCUGAAGAUGUCCUCCACCUUCAUUGGCAACAGCACGGCCAUCCAGGAACUGUUCAAGCGCAUCUCAGAGCAGUUCACGGCUAUGUUCCGGCGCAAGGCCUUCCUGCACUGGUACACAGGCGAGGGCAUGGACGAGAUGGAGUUCACCGAGGCUGAGAGCAACAUGAACGACCUGGUGUCCGAGUACCAGCAGUACCAGGACGCCACGGCCGAGGAAGAGGGUGAGAUGUACGAAGACGAUGAGGAGGAAUCCGAGGCCCAGGGCCCCAAGUGAAGCAGCUGAAGGGGUGGGGCGCGGCUGCGGCCAGGACCAAGUGGUCUUUCCCCCGAGCCAUGUAGCCACUGACACACCCCCAAUCUCACCCCCACGAGGUUCAGUCAUGUCACCCUGGGGCUCCCAAGUGUUUUUCCUCCAGUAUUUACAGCAUCCCUGCCCUGCGUGAGUUCUCUCAGCUAUCUUCCGCCUUAGGUCAAAUCCGU
Budorcas taxicolor (takin) is the source of this 2828-nucleotide messenger RNA. RefSeq names its product tubulin beta-3 chain. Gene Ontology annotation, molecular function: GTP binding; structural constituent of cytoskeleton; GTPase activity. Lineage: Eukaryota; Metazoa; Chordata; Mammalia; Artiodactyla; Bovidae. The transcript is spliced from 6 exons. The record is from RefSeq and is a predicted model, not a curated record. The coding region runs from base 1 to 2622 and encodes 873 amino acids. Gene Ontology annotation, biological process: microtubule cytoskeleton organization; G protein-coupled receptor signaling pathway; axon guidance. Gene Ontology annotation, cellular component: membrane; cytoplasm; microtubule.